Loxodonta africana (African savanna elephant) is the source of this 9775-nucleotide messenger RNA. RefSeq names its product growth arrest and DNA damage inducible alpha (gene GADD45A). The transcript has 3 exons. Bases 682 to 1284 code for a protein of 200 amino acids. Gene Ontology annotation, cellular component: cytoplasm; nucleus. The record is from RefSeq and is a predicted model, not a curated record. Gene Ontology annotation, biological process: regulation of cell cycle. Lineage: Eukaryota; Metazoa; Chordata; Mammalia; Proboscidea; Elephantidae.
UGGCUGUGGAGCAACUGCAGUCGUCGUUCCGCGGCCGUUGGCGAGGGUCAAAGAGCCAGCGAGCGAGCGAACCGGGCGCAAGGGGCGGAGGGCGCGGCGGCGGCGGGCGCUGGAGGAGGAGCCCGGGCGGGCGAGGGGCGGCCGGGCAGUGCCGGCGACCGCGCGCUUGAGGGGCCGGAGUCGGCGCACGGUGCCUGUGAGGGGCGUGCAGGGAGCAGCCGCCGCGCGCCCACGGUGGUAAGAGCAGCCCGCACGCCGCUCUCUGUGGGGGACCUGCAGUUGCAAUAUGACUUUGGAGGAAUUCUCGGCUGGAGAGCAGAAGAGCGAAAGGUAAGUCAGCCUGCGGACUUUUCGGGCUGGUGGCAAUCUCCCCAGCCUCUCCCUGAGCCCUCUCGCCCACCCCGCGCACCCCAGGUGCAGAGGGCUGUGGAGCUGUAGCGGGGAGCGGGCGGAAAAGUUUGCAGAGGGCAUGUCCGCCCGGCCUCCCUCGGGACCCUCCCUCGGGCCCUCUCUGCAGCGCGGCCGGGUCCCUCCGUGGGUCUUUGCAAAGGGCAGCGCGGUCGUCCCUGCCCGCGCGGCUCCUGCGGCUGGCAGCCUGUGGCUGCGCCCAGCGCCGGGAAUUGGCAGUGUCCUCCGAAGAGGGUGGCGGGUGGCACUGUCCCGGCCUCAGAGUGUGAGGGGAUGUGGCCGGCUGGACGGCGGGAGCCCCGGCUUGCAGAAAGCCCCGGUGCACGGUGGCACUUGCACUUGGGACGGGGCGAGGGGGUGCUACGGCUCUCGCGGGGGCCUGGACUGACGGGACCCCUUCCUCCGCCCUUGGCCGCGUCUAGGAUGGAUAAGGUGGGAGAUGCCCUCGAGGAAGUGCUCAGCAAAGCCCUGAGUCAGCGCACCAUCACCGUCGGGGUGUACGAGGCGGCCAAGCUGCUCAAUGUAGACCCCGACAACGUGGUGCUGUGCCUGCUGGCGGCGGACGAGGACGACGACAGGGAUGUGGCUUUGCAGAUCCACUUCACCCUGAUCCAGGCGUUCUGCUGCGAGAACGACAUCAACAUCCUGCGCGUCAGCAACCCGGGCCGGCUGGCCGAGCUUCUGCUGCUGGAGCCGGACGCGGGCCGGGCGGCGAGCGAGGGCGCCGAGCAGCCCCCCGACCUGCACUGCGUGCUGGUGACGAAUCCACAUUCAUCGCAAUGGAAGGAUCCCGCCUUAAGUCAACUUAUUUGUUUUUGCCGGGAAAGUCGAUACAUGGAUCAGUGGGUUCCGGUGAUUAAUCUCCCCGAACGGUGAUGGCAUCUGAAUGAAAAUAACUGAACCAAAUUGCACUGAAGUUUUGAAAUACCUUUGUAGUUACUCAAGCAAUUACUCCCUACACUGAUGCAAGGAUUACAGAAACUGAUGUCAAGGGGCUGAGUGAGUUCAACUACAUGUUCUAGGGGACCGGAGAUAGGUGACUUUGCAGAUGGAAAGAGGUGAAAAUGAGGAAGGAAGCUAUGUUGAAACAGAAAUACAAGUCAAAAGGAACAAAAAUUACAAAGAACCAUGCAGGAAGGAAAACAAACUAUGUAUUAAUUUAGGAUGGUUGAGUUACAUUAAAAUAAACCAAAUAUGCUUUGUUAAAGUUUAAAUAAUACAGCAGUAGUUUGGAUAUUUUUGGUUUAUAUGCCCUAAUGGAAAAGAAAAGCAGAAGGGGUUAAUCAUAUUUUAAAACCAUAUUUUAUUGUAUUUUGAUGAGAUGUUAAAUUCUCGAAGUUUUAUUAUAAAUUGUACUAAGUUAUUUUAUGACAUGAAAGGUUAUUUAUGCUAUAAAUUUUUUUGAAACACAAUACCUACAAUAAACUCGUAUGGAUUAAUUGCAUCAUUUCUUAAUAUGUGGUUUUUUUCUUUUAAUUUAGACUUUUAAAAAUUAUAUUUGGAAAAGUUUAAACCCUCCUGAAAUCAUGUUGUGUCUGUUGUGUGUGUGUUCGUUCCACUUUUAAACAUUUGGGCUGCACACGGGGGCAUAAUUUGUUCUGUAUUCAACAGACACCUGAUGGGUUUCCCAAUAGGUGCAAAAUCAGAAAAACAAAGGUGGCUUAAGACGAGUUGGGGAUAGGGAAAAGGAGCGGUUAGAGAGUGAACUUGCAGAAGCUGAAUAAAGAAUUACAAUUCAAUGAUGUAAGUGCUAUAAGAUUAUAUGCAAAGUGUUAAGGAAGCAGAGAAGAGUGACCAAAGCUCCUUGCAAGAGCAGUAUAGUUUUUACUGGGGAGGAAUCAUUUUAUUUGAACCUUGAAAAAUGAGUUUCAUUUCACCAGCCAGAAAGGAGAAAAGGAUAUGGUGGCAAAGGUGCUAGCUUGUGCAAAGGUAUGGAGGCCCAAAAGACCAAAACCUGUUCAGGGAACAAAGAGUGAUUCUGUGUGUGGCUCUGGUGUAGAGGGAUGAGGGGGAGAUAAGGCCAAAAAGCGUAGGUGGGGAUUAGGCCUAGACUUGAAGGGCUUUCUGUGUCACUGUUAGGCAUUUGGGCUUUCUUCUGUAAACUUUGGGGAGUCAGCAGAAGCCUUCACCACACAGGGAGUGACAUGAUCAGUGUUCUAGGGAGAUAACACUGGGGGCUGUGAAAGACAGGUUAUUGGCACAACAGACUGUAGGUAAGAAGGCCAACUAGGAAGUGACUGUAACACUCCAAGACUGUGCGUUUUGCAGAACUGUAUUUAGGGAGCAGACGGAAGUGGCCUGGCAAAAAGUUGUGGUGCCCUUACUCACUUCCUAGAGCUCUGUGUCUUCCAGCUGAACAUUUCUGUUACGGUUCUGAGGGGUCUGGUUAAGUUAUGCCAGAUGGAAGAGGUGGCAGAGAAAAAAAGUUUCAGCAAAAAACACAACCAUCGUUUCAGUUGGAACAGUCACUUGAUAAUUAACUGCAACAACUUCAUGUCAGGCAUCGCCAAAAAAUGCAAAAAUGCUUACUGAGGCUUUAGUCCUCUGGAUUUUUCUUUUGUCUACUUCUCAAACCAUACCCCACAUUGCUCCCGUGUUAUCUGCUUCCUAAUCAGGAAAAAGUAGAACUCAAGAGUAGAGAAAAACAACCCAGUAGUAACAAAGAUUUCCAAGUUUCUGUGUAUCUUGAGAAUGACAUAGACCCGUAAGCGCUUCAUCUUGCAAACAAGGUUUUGUUUUCCACAUCUGCUAGAAAUGUGGGUUUUUAGAACUUGUUUAGGCUUGUAUCUUUUAUUUAAGCCAGGGCCCAAUCCAAAACAACUGGUAUUUAAUAUUUGUUUCUUAUAUGACUAAAAGAUUAAGAGCAGUGAGUUUUAAAUGGUAGAACUUUUUGCCUUACUCCCCACUAAAGUAAGGAUUUUCAAUCCUUUUCCACAAUUACUUGAUAAAAAUAGUUCUGCAAAGAUGAGUGAAUUAAAAUAGGUAAGUAGAGUGGAGAAAAACAGCUUUGCAUGAUGGAAAGAGCACAGGGAGUGAGUAGACAGUAGCCUUUCUUCAUCCCAUUUUCCUUAUCUGUAAAAUGGAGAUAAAAGUAUCCAUUUUGCAGAGUUGUUAUCUGUCCUAGGAGCUAACAUCUGGUUCAUAGCUGUACCUUGAGUACUUCACACGUUUCUGAGUGAGCAGUAGGUGCUGAAUAUUUGUUGAGUGAAUGAUUUGAAAUAAUGAAUGCAAACUACCAGGCACAUGAUAGGUACUCAAUAUAGUGUUCCUAUUGCUAAAACCUGGGUAAUAGCGAUAGGGAAAAUUUUAAGGCAUCUGUUGCUUGUAACACAGUAUGUACUUUUUUAAGAAAGGACUUCUGAAUCCCGGUUCUAAAUUCGUAACGCUUAGAGAUACAAAACACAGUGAAACCUGUGAAAGCCAGAAUUCAACGGGAGCUGUGUUUCUCUGGGUCUCACAAGUUUUCCAUCUUUGACAGAGUGCAGUCUUACCACUUUUCUGUUGUUCUCUAUUAGUGGAAAAUAUUUGAAUUUUCUCUCUCUGACAAUUGUUUUGUUUCAGGAAAACGUCAGCAAUAAAUGCCAUGCUAUUGCUUUGGUUUUUGUUUUAAAUUUUGACUGUUAUAAUUCUUGCCUACUUGAACAUAUACAUAGUCAACAUGGCAUUGAAAAGUCCAGUCAUGAAACAGUUAAUUUUAAACAAGUACAAUUACCUGGAAGGCUUCCACCUCUAAGAUAACACUCUGUUGCUUUAGAAACCAUUAAACCUUCCUGUUGUAAACUAGGUAGAAGUGUUACAAUAAGAACAAAAAUCCCCUCCUCUACCUAAGGUGUGCUGUAUAUUGAAAAGUGGAAAAUACCUGUUUUUUUUUUCUCACUGGCAGCUUUACGUCAGAGUCAUAAGUAGCAUUGCCUCUUUCUUUUCCGCAAUUAACCAAGGCCCUCGGUAAAUUAAACCUUUAAGAAAAGACCCAUGAACAUAACUAAUCUCAUAUAAUACGUACAUUAUUUCCAAACAAGGAAAAAAGGGAGGGUCAUUUCUACGAAAGAGCAGUCUGCAUACUAUCAAUUGGGAGCAUUUCUAAAGCAUGUUUCGAGAUGCCUUACUAUAAUCCUUGUGAAAUCACCAUUUCCUCAAUUUUCAACUCUGAGUUAAAUUUUAUUACUUGAGGCUGCAAGCAGUAAGGUGUGUUUCCUUAAGAUGAACCCAACUCUCAAUGACAAGAUUUAACAUCAAGCCAAAACAAACAGACAAACAAAAACCCAAACCCAUUGCCAUCAAGUUGAUUCCGACUCAUAGCGACCCUAUAGGACAGAGUAGAACGGCCCCAUAAGGUUUCCAAGGACUGGCUGGUGGAUUCAAACUGCUGACCUCUUGGUUAACAGCUGAUCUCUUAACCACUGCAUACUAGGACUCUAACAUCAAGCCAGUGUCCCUCAAAUUAAGAAUUGAAUCUUUCCCCCAUCCUCUUUUAAACGAUCCUUGGUUCCUUAGAGAAAUGUAAAAAUCCUUAAGCAGAAGGAUGUAUUCAUCAAAACCACCAAGAAGUAUUUCGUGAGUGUUUUUGUGGGCCAGAGAUGGUGGGUAGAUUGAAGGUUACAAAAAAAUCAGACUCAUACCGUGGCCUCAAGGAGUUCCCAGUCUAGGGAAGCAAUGAGAUAUGUACAUCAUAUGGUCCAAAGCAGAAAGUGCUAAGCAACAUAGAAAGCCCAGAGAACUGCUCUGGGAGUUCAAGCGGUAGAAAUCUUUGAUGGGGCAUGUUAUGGAUUGAAUUGUGUCCCCCCAAAAUGUGUGUCAACUUGGCUUGGCCAUGACUCCCAGUAUUGUGUGAUUGUCCACCAUUUUGUCAUCUGACGUGACUUUUCCUAUGCAUUAUAAAUCCUGCCUCUAUGAUGUUAACAAGGCAGGAUUAGAGGCAAUUGUGUUAAGGAGGCAGGACUCAAUCUACAAGAUUAGGUUGUGUCUUAAGUCUAUCUGAUUUGAGAUACUAAAGAGAAGCGAGCAGAGAGACAGGGGACCUCAUACCACCAACAAAGUAGUGCCAGGAGCAGAGCAUAUCCUUUGGACCUAGGGUCCUUGUGCUGAGAAGCUGCUAGACUAGAGGAAAAUUAAUGACAAAGACCUUCCUCCAGAGCUGACAGAAAGAGAAAGACUUCCCCUGGAGCUGGCACCCUGAAUUUGAACUUUUGCUUCCUAGACUGUGAGAGAAUAAACUUCUGUUUGUUAAAGCCAUCCACUUGUGGUAUUUCUGUUAUAGCAGCACUAGAUAACUAAGAAACAGAAUAUGGGAUGAAUGAAGCAAAAGGUUAUAAGCUCUCUGUUCAGAUAUUAGCAUUGUACUUUGUAAACAGAGACGAAAAUAUUUGCUGACUGGUUGACUAAAUAUUGAAUAUAAUUCUGUUAGGUGCUGUGGAGAAUAUAAAAUGUAGCCUAUAGGAUUGCUUGUUCUUAAGAAGUUUAUAAUCUAAUAAGGAAAUCAAGAUAAGCCCAUUCAUUUCUUUAAUACUCUUUAUUGAAUGUCUAAAGGAGACUAGGAAACCCUGGUGGUGUAGUGGUUAAGUGCUACGGCUGCUAACCAAAAGGUUGGCAGUUCAAGUCCACCAGGGGCUCCUUGAAAACUCUAUGGGGCAGUGCUACUCUGUUGCUAUGAGUCGGAAUCAACUCGAUGGCAGUGGGUUUGGGUUUUGGUUUUGGUUAAAGCAGCCCUGGUAGUACCAAGGUUAAGUGCUUGGAUGCUAAGCCAAAGGUCAGCAGUUUGAACCCACCCAGUGGCUCCACAGGAGAAAGACCUGGCGAUCUGCGUCUGCAAAGAUUACAGCCAAGAAAACCCUAUGGGGCAGUUCUACUCUGUCACUUGGGGUCUGUAUGAGUUGGAAUCUACUUGACAGCACCCAACAACAACACUGAAUGUCUAUCAUGCCCCUAUCAUGGACCGUGUUAAGUCCUGGAGCCACAAAAGUAAAAAGGCAGGGUCUCCGCCUUCAAGCAUAUGCACAAUUUAAUGAGGAUGCCUGAUACCUGCAAUACAGGGUGGUAAGUGAUAUUGAGACAUAUUGAAGGCCUAAGUGUUCCUGGGGAGCCCUGGUGGUGCAGUGGUUAAGAGCUACAGCUGCUAACAAAAAGUUCAGCAGUUUGAAUCCACUAGCUGCUCCUUGGAAACCCUAUGGGGCAGUUCUACUCUGCCCUAUAGGGUUGCUAUGAGUCAGAAUUGACUCGAUGGCAAUGGAUUUGGUUUUGGUAAGUGUUCCUUGGGGGCAGGGGAUGCUUGCCAAGGGAGAUAACUCAUGACAGUGAGAACGAAGAAUGAGGAGCCUGCCAGGGGAAUGCGAAGGACAUUUAUUCCAGGAAGGGGAACUGCAGUUCUGGAGGGUACAAAUUCAAGAGAUGUUUGGGGCUAGCUCUUGGGGGACAACAAGAACAUUUACAAAGAGCUUACUGCAUGCCAACACUGCGCUAAACACUUUUCUAAUGUAUCUCAUUAGUGCUCACAACAACCCUAUAGAAGCACUAUCAUCCAUUUUUUGAAGAUGGGGAGACCAAUGUACAGAGAGAUUAAUUAAUUCACUCAGAGUUAGUUAGUAAAUGACAAAGCCGGGGUACAAACCGAGGCAGUCUAGCUCUCAAAUUCAUGUUCUCCAGGUGACGAAGUAGGAAAGGUGGUAGCAACCAGGGCAGGAAGAACCCUACAAGCCAAGCUUUUAUCUAUUAGGUAAUAAAUGCUUAAAAUAAUAUUUUAAAGUAACUGUUAAAACUGAGAGGAGAGGCAAAUUGUUCUGGCUAUACCUUUUUCUUGGGAAUCUCUCCAAUUGUUGCAAAGAAAUGUGUAUUGCUCAGCUUCUGGUGGGCUGACAUCACAGGAGACUGGAAACUGAUGACAUAAAAGCUUUGCUUUUGCUCCCUCCUCUACCCCUGAGGUUUGUAGAGUGGCACCAUCUCAAUUUGGCUCUGCUGACUCUUCAGCUGGAAGAACUCCAAGAGAGCAUGUAGUGUUUCUCAAACUUCCUUGAUAAUAAGAAUCACCGGAAGUACUUGUUAAAUAAAUUCCGAGCCUUUAUCCCAGCCCCAUUUAACCGGAAGUUCCAGGGAUGCUGUAUUUUUAAUAAGUAUCCAGGUUAAUUUGCUACCUGGAGACAAAGUUAAAAUUUAUUCAUUUACUACGGUGAUUACCGCUAAAGUUACAGGAGAGUCCACAAAGAGAAUGGCCUUAAACUGACUGAUAAACCAAUAAUUAUCUGAUAUAGCACUGGGCAUUUUGGAGAAAACAAAGAAGCAGCUUAUCAACGCCAUAAAAGCAACCUGUUCUUGUUAUACAAAGAGUACCGACUCAGUGUCAGGCACAUAGUAGGUGCUGGGGAAGUGAGUGGAGUUCUUUUUCUGACAACCACACAAUGAUUCCUGGUUUAUGAUAUGUUCCCACAUUUACUAAUUCAUUUGAUUGCCUGCUGAAGCAACCGAAGCUCAGAAAGGUCAAGAGACAUCUCCAAGGUCAUAUGGCAAAUAAGGGGAAGAAUCAGAAUUUUACUGUGAACUCAGUCCUCUUUGUAUUAUACUACAGCUAUCUCUCAAAGAGGUCAAGGCUGCAGAGGUUAACCUGGGGGAAGAUGAAUCUAAUUGAAUCUAAUCUUUUGCUUAUCUAAUAAAUAGGCCAGAGCCUCAUGAAGACAAAAAAAUCAGGUAGGAGAGAAUUCUAAGAAUUGUUGUCUUUCAUCUUAGAACCUCAUCACGGGAAAAGUGAUCUUUGUGUCCUUGUAUGCUUUUAUGCUAACAUCUUUUCUAGAAUUAAGUGUCUGAGAAAGACCUUAUGCAGAGAAGCAGCAAACUUUCCUAGUAUCACCACUUGACACAUGAUUAUAUCACCAUAUUGCAAUCAUAUUACAGUCAUCACAAUAAUCGUUCAACAAGAAAUUGCUCACCUGAAGAAGAGCCUUCUGAUUUCAUUUUGCCUCUUUGGGUAAACUGUUAAGGACAGGGCUGGCAAAAGAGAAAGAGGAAAAGCAUAGCAGUUAAAUUAAGACAGCAGGCUCUUAGAGCCACAAAGAGUAGGCUGGGAUCCUGGAUCCCAGCUAGAACCUGGGAAGUUUGUGUAACUUCUCUAAGCCUCAGUUACUUCUCCUAUAAAAUGGGGAAAAUAAACAGGGAUUAUUAUGUCCUUGGAUUGUUGUGAAAAUUAAAGGCAAUAAUACCUAGAAAGCGCUUAGCUCAGUUCCUGGCAUGAAAUGCUCAAAUAUGUAACCUAAUAACAAUUACAUCUCCCAUGGGUUGGUAAUUUUCUAUGUAUGUUUGCAAAUUAAGAGGUUUCUAUAGUUUUUUUUUUUUUUAUAGGUAAAAAAAAAGGAACCCUGGUGCCAUAGUGGUUAAGAGCUACAGCUGGUAACCAAAAGGUUGGUAGUUAGACUCCACCAGCCCCUCUUUGGAAAGGCUAUGGUGAGACCGGCAGCCUGCCUGCCAUCUUGAAUAGGCAAAGGCCUGUGCCUGCCAUCUUCUGUGAUAUAGGAGCUAACUCCCUCUCUUUAAGCUAUCUCCUUAUUAAGGUAUGGAAACCCUGGUGGUGUAGUGGUUAAGUACUACUGCUGCUAACCAAAAGUUUGGCAGUUUGAAUCCACCAAGUGCUCCUUGGGAACUCUAUGGGAUAAUUCUACUCUGUCUUAUAGGGUCGCUAUGAGUUGGAACUGAUGCAGCGGGUUUGGUUUUAUUUAGGUAUGCUUCCUGUUUCUGGCCAAGAAAAGAAAAACAAGAGGCUGGGGUCUGCAGACCACAGAACCAGUUAAGACCAAAUCUCGCCUGCCCGACCUAUGCAGAACCAUCAACCUGUUCUCUGGGUGACCCCAGAAUGUUUUUGCCUACCAGACGGAAUCAAACUUUAGUGGCCCAAACUUGGAGGGAGACUUUCAGGAGCAAGGGGUCCAAGCCUAAGAUCCAGUUUGAGAGACGCCCCCAUUUUUUAGACUAAGCAAGCACAGAAAGGCCAGAUUUCCCCAGGAACACCUUUUAGGGCCAGACCCAUCAGCAAGCUGGCCCCACUUCAAGGGGUUCCUGAAGACCCCAGACCCGAUUUACUUCACCCAUAUAAACCCCUUGAGUUAUUUUUCUGGGAGUCACCUUGGUGACACAAGUCUCGGUGUGCUCCUCUGCUUGGCCAACCAAAUAAAAGCUUCUUUCGCUUUCACCCAUUUCGUGUCUCUAUGACUGCUCAGAGCAGACCUGGAACAACCUGGUUACAUUUUUGGUGAGCCAGCCAGGAGGAGAACACCCAGUGCACACUGGAGAUUUCUCCAGAGAGACCUCGUCCCUCGUCCCCAAGGCAGACUUAUCUCAGACCCAACAGUGGCACUCAGAAAAUGGAGAAGAACCUUGAGAAUUCAAGUAA